Molecule: messenger RNA, 1424 nt
Organism: Plutella xylostella (diamondback moth)
Lineage: Eukaryota; Metazoa; Arthropoda; Insecta; Lepidoptera; Plutellidae
Product: H6 family homeobox
Biological process (GO): regulation of transcription by RNA polymerase II
Cellular component (GO): nucleus
Molecular function (GO): RNA polymerase II transcription regulatory region sequence-specific DNA binding; DNA-binding transcription factor activity, RNA polymerase II-specific
Source: RefSeq, a predicted model, not a curated record
AGCCAUGCGUGCCUGAGCCACCAUGGACUCCCCCACCUCGUCCCAGGACGAACGCGAUAUCGAAGUGAACGUGGUCUCCGGGGCCUCUACUCCCGACAUCACCUGCUCGCUCAAAGACGACCGGAAGAGCCCCUACUAUGAGAAAGACAAAGACAAGGCGGCCGGCAGCGCCCCCUACACGAGUUUCUCCAUAUCUUCGAUCCUGAAUCGGGCGGAGCCGCGGAGGGAAUCCAAUGUGUUGGAGGCGGCGCUCGCGGCGCACCAUUUUGGCAAUGCUACUGAUGCUGCUAUGCUUUCUAGACUGGGCCUGAUCUCCCAGUGGGGGGCGCUGGCGGGCCGCUACGGGGGGCUGGUCCCCGGCGCGCCGUGGUACUGGGGGCCGCGCCCGCAUGAACGCAGUCCGCAGAGAGAGGACUCAACAACCAACGAGGAAGGGUCAGCGACGGGGUCCCCCCGCGCGCGGUCCCCGCCCCGCGCCGCCACCCCGCCGUCGCCCUCGCGCUCGUCCCCGCGCUCCCCUCGCCUCCACCCCGCGCUCUACCAGCCAGCAGACCAGAACGACUCCGACCCUGAUGUAGACGAGAGCGAUGAUUUCGACAAAGACGAGAAGCGAGACCCUAACCAGUCGCUGGGCAAACGAAAGAAGAAAACUCGGACGGUCUUCAGCCGAUCCCAAGUCUUCCAGCUCGAGACUACCUUCGACAUGAAACGGUAUUUGAGCAGCUCCGAACGCGCUGGCUUAGCUGCUAGUCUGCACCUGACGGAGACGCAAGUGAAGAUCUGGUUCCAGAACCGACGGAAUAAGUGGAAGAGGCAGCUAGCGGCUGAACUAGAGGCGGCAAAUAUGGCGCAUGCUGCUCAAAGAUUGGUGCGCGUCCCUAUUCUGUACCACGAGUCGCGGCCGACGGGCAUGCCGCACACACCCAUGCCAUUACACCCGCAGUUCUCCAAUGAGCCUGGAGUGUACUUCCAGCCCCAAGCCCCGCAGCAGCUCCAACCGCUGCCACCCUCGCCAGUCACCUCCAGAGCGCCGCUCUCCGGACUCGUCUAGCUGCCACUAGAUGGCGCUGAUAGCAUGUUCUCUGACGGACGGUGUUAGUGGAUGUGCGGACUAGUCAAAUUAUGAAUGCCAAAUUUGUGUAGUGUUUAAGGGUUUAAGUGUAAAUUAUGCUGUAACUAAGAUGUGGUAAUCGUAACGUACAAAACUAUCAUUCGAAAUUGUUGUAAAUGAUUGUAAAUAAGGAGCGUAGGAGUAUUUGUAAUUCAACGUAAAUAAAUAUUUAUUCGAUUAGGUUUAAGUGUAAAUAAAUGUUAGGUGUACAAGAACUGAUUAUGCUUUGUUAGAACGUAAGUAUGAAUUUGAAGUUUUAUGACAUGAGGCAACGAAAUAUUCAAUCUUCAUUAUUAUUGAAAGCAGUACUGAA